CACAGUCCCGGAAGCAGCCGGGGGAAGCUGCUCCGCGCGCGCAGCCGGAGGAAGCGCCUCCGGGUCCGGUCCGCUCCGCUCCGGGUCCGGCUGGGCCAUGGAGUCCAUGUCUGAGCUCGCGCCCCGCUGCCUCCUGCUUCCCUUGCUGCUGCUGCCGCUGCUGCUCCUUCCUGCCCCGAAGCUGGGCCCGAGCCCCGCCGGGGCGGAGGAGACCGACUGGGUGCGAUUGCCCAGCAAAUGCGAAGUGUGCAAGUAUGUUGCUGUGGAGCUGAAGUCGGCUUUUGAGGAAACGGGAAAGACCAAGGAAGUGAUUGGCACAGGCUACGGCAUCCUGGACCGGAAAGCCUCUGGAGUCAAGUACACCAAAUCGGACUUACGGUUAAUUGAAGUCACUGAGACCAUUUGCAAGAGGCUUCUGGACUACAGCCUGCACAAGGAGAGGACGGGCAGCAACCGGUUUGCCAAGGGUAUGUCAGAGACCUUUGAGACGCUGCACAACCUAGUCCACAAAGGCGUCAAGGUGGUGAUGGAUAUCCCCUAUGAGCUGUGGAACGAGACCUCGGCCGAGGUGGCUGACCUCAAGAAGCAGUGUGACGUGCUGGUGGAAGAGUUUGAAGAGGUGAUUGAGGACUGGUACAGGAACCACCAGGAGGAAGACCUGACUGAAUUCCUCUGUGCCAACCACGUGCUGAAGGGCAAGGACACCAGUUGCCUGGCAGAGCGGUGGUCUGGCAAGAAGGGGGACAUAGCCUCUCUGGGAGGGAAGAAAUCCAAAAAGAAGCGCAGCAGGGUCAAGGGCGGCGGAGGCGGCGGCAGCAAGCAGAGGAAGGAACUGGGGAGCCUGGAGGAGGAUGCCAGCCCUGAGGAGGACGAGGGUGUGCAGAAGGCGUCCCCCCUCCCCCACAGCCCCCCUGACGAGCUGUGAGCCCCACUUAGUCUCCUUGAAUCAAGACCUCUGAUAGCAGAGCUGGAGGCCUUGGGACGCCCGCAGCUCCAGCAGGGGCGCUGCCAUCCAGCGUCAGGUCUCCCUUGGCUGGGCCCUCUUCCUUCCCUUGAACCACAGCAAGACGUGGAAGGAUCUGGGCUGCUGGGAGACCCCACCCCAAAGGGAGGAGGAGCAGCAGCAGAAGGCAGCUCUCUUUCUAUACAGUCCCCUCACCAGCUCUGGGUCCUACCCUGCAUCCCCAAGCUGAGACUCCUGACCUUGAAGCUGAAGAGCUUGGGGCACAUACGAUGCUCGCCAGCGCCCCCUUCCCCCGGGAGGACUGCGUGCAGCCUCAGCUGCCCGGCCUGCCCCUUCCCUCAACCACGCGUUCUCUUCUGCUGGUCCUUGUCUGCCAUGAGUUUCAGAACUUCCAGGAUGAACUCAGGAGGUGUGGCACAAAGGGGCUGGGCACGAGAGCUAGAGCCACGCCAGAGGCUGCGGAGUGGGCAGCUGACCUGACCCCACUGGGCAGCAGAACUGCAGCCCCCGUGCCCACCCGCUCCUGGGGACGCGUGCUCUGCCCGGCCCUUCUCCCAGGCUACCAGGGCAAACACCUUUUGGCCUUUCGGGUUGGUUCCUGGGUCCUCUUCAGCCUCCAGAGCGCCCCCUCAUCGAUCUUUUCUGCCUGGGGGCUGGAAGGCUGUCUCUGUCAUUGGAGGCUGAACCUGCCAGUUACUAGGAGGGGCAAGUGCUGGGGGCGCCCCGGGUCGGAUUGGGGUCAAUCACUCACUGGUUCUCAACCUUCUAAUACUGCAGCCCUUAAUAUUCCCGUUGUGGUGAACCCCCACCCCCACCAUAAAAUUAUUUUCGUUGCUGUUUCAUAACUGUAA
Messenger RNA from Apodemus sylvaticus (European woodmouse), 1815 nucleotides. It is a transcript of the gene Cnpy3, whose product is annotated as canopy FGF signaling regulator 3. The transcript is spliced from 6 exons. NCBI's taxonomy places the organism in Eukaryota, Metazoa, Chordata, Mammalia, Rodentia, Muridae. Bases 98 to 925 code for a protein of 275 amino acids. Gene Ontology annotation, cellular component: endomembrane system. The record is from RefSeq and is a predicted model, not a curated record. Gene Ontology annotation, molecular function: signaling receptor binding.